CUCAUGCUAAGCACUGUCUCUAAGCAAUUAAGCUAGCCCUCUCUAAAUAUCAAAAUUUCUACAUAUCCUUCAUCUUCUUGGUGCCUCUGUUUCAUAUUCUUUCGAAUCCCGAAAAAAGGGGAAAAAAUGACGAACAAAGCUUCGGUUUUCUUGAAAAAGAUAGUGUUACUAGUGAGUUCCAUUGCAAAGACCAAGUCCGUGGCUAUUAAGAACAAAACAAGCGCAGUUAAGGCUCGUCUGAUAAUGUUCUCUUUAGUGAAGAGUAAGAAGGUUUUGCUGGGUUCAAUCUCUGACAAGAUUCAUAACAUUCUCGGGCAGAGCGACAGAGAGACUCAAGACGACAAUGAGGACCAAAGCAAGGCCAUCGUUCUAUACAAUAAUGCUUCAGCCAACGAGUUGCAUUCCGGUUGCAUCCAGCUGGCAGACGAGAUUGAUGAUGGCGAUGACGAUAAGUACCCUGACCUGACGCACUCGCUAUUCGAUGAAGAGGACUUCAGUGACCCAGGAGGGUCCAUCAUCGAUUUGGUGAAGAAUUCCAAAGAAGAAGGAGAAGAUUUCAGCUUGGAAGAUGAGAUUGAUCAUGUCGCGGACCUGUUCAUUAUGAGAUUUCACAAUCAAAUGCGUUUGCAGAAGCUUGAAUCCUUCAAGAGGUUUCAAGAGAUGCUUGAGAGAAGCGUUUAAUUGCUUUAAUUUUUCUUUCUUCAUUAGUUAUCUCUGUUCACAUAGAAUCUGUGUUCGGACAGGGAAUUCAAAUAAAAUGUAAAGUCGACCGGAUUUCUCUGCUACUUUUCUACGGAGAAUCCGAUUGCCUCUAAUUGCAUAACGGGCCUUUCAAUCCUUUUAUCUUGGGUUGUAAAUUAAUUAUCGUGAUAAAACUUAAUUAUAAUUGACUACA
This is a messenger RNA of Jatropha curcas, 895 nucleotides long. RefSeq names its product transcription elongation factor. NCBI's taxonomy places the organism in Eukaryota, Viridiplantae, Streptophyta, Magnoliopsida, Malpighiales, Euphorbiaceae. The record is from RefSeq and is a predicted model, not a curated record.